CAUCAAACGGUAACACCACCACCGAUCUCUUCCUCCUGGCCAUUUGGUUAGCCAAGACUGCAGACAAAGCCAUAGUCUGGACAGCCAAUGGCAACAGCCCAGCACCUGCUGGUUCCACACUCAGCCUCAGCUCCAAUGGCCAGCUCUUACUAACAGGCCCUGAUGGAGAUACCAUCUUCUCCUCCUCCGCCUCGGGCGGCUCCCACGCAGCCAUGCUCGACACUGGAAACUUAGUCCUUGUCGAUGCCAACUCCAGCGACCUCAUUUGGCAGAGCUUUAAUUUCCCUACUGACACAAUCCUCCCCACACAAGUCCUCAGCCUUAUUAAUGCUUUUAUUAACACUCAGCUACAGUCCAAACUCACCAGCACCAACUACUCUAGCGGCCGGUUCAUCUUCAGCCUAAAAGGCGGAGAUGUCUCACUACGGCAACUCGCCAGCCCCAUCAACGCCAAUCAAUCCUAUGAUUCAUACUGGUCUACAUCCACCUCCGGCUCUGGAUCUAAACUCAUCUUCGACCCCCUAGGCAUCGUCUACUUGGAGCUAAUUAAUAAUACAAGGAUAAACAUAACUUCAGCAGGUGUGGGAUCAAAUACGGCUGCUGAUUUCUAUCAACGUGCAACUUUGGACUUCGAUGGAGUCUUCAGACAUUAUGUUUACCACAAGGGCAGCAAUGGCAGCUGGGCACAGGGAUGGACCUCACAAGGUCAUGUUCCAGAUGAUAUAUGCCGGGCAAUUACUAAUGAUGUCGGAAGUGGAGCUUGCGGUUUCAAUAGCUACUGUCAAUUGGAUGGGGAUCAAAGAGCAGUGUGCCAGUGCCCAUCCAAAUACUCCUUUAUAGACAGCAACAAUGAGUACAGAGGUUGCAUGCCGGACUUUGUGGCGCAGAGGUGUGAUGUUGAUGACUCUGCACGGUUUCAGCUCGUGGAGAUGGUGAACACUGACUGGCCAUUAUCAGACUAUGAGCAUUACACUCCGAUUGUUGAAGACCAGUGCAGAGACUAUUGUUUAAGUGAUUGCUUCUGUGCAGUGGCAAUCUUCAGAAAUGGAGAAUGUUGGAAGAAGAAACUGCCUCUCUCCAAUGGAAAGAUCGGCGGGUAUGUUGGAGGAAAGGCUCUCAUCAAAGUAACAAAGGAUAAUGCUUCUUCUUACGAGCCCGGGACAAUCACAACCAUUGUAGUCAAGAAGAAUGACCGAAAAGGUCUGAUAAUUGCUGGCUCUUCGCUCCUCGGAGGUUCAGUAUUCAUUAACAUUCUGUUCGUGGUGGCCAUAUUGUUUAUGAUCUUCUGCUAUCCUUGUAAACGAAAGCGCCCUCAUCAUCAAGAUGUCUCCAAUGUUUCGGAGCACGGUCUUCGUUGUUUUACUUACCAAGAGCUCCGAGAGGCCACAAAUGGCUUUAGUGAGGAACUGGGCAGUGGAGCAUUCAGCACGGUUUACAAGGGGGCUUUCUUGAAAGGGAAGGACAGUAUUUGCAUUGCGGUCAAGAAGUUAAACAAGGUGUGCCAAGAUGUUAAUAAAGAAUUCUUGGCAGAAGUCAGAUCAAUUGGACAGACGCACCACAAGAAUCUGGUCAGGUUGUUGGGAUACUGCAAUGAAGAGGAGAACAGGCUUCUAGUCUACCAGUUUCUGAGCAAUGGUUCAUUGACGAGUUUCCUCUUCGGAGAGAUGAAGCUGGAAUGGAACAGGCGAGUGAACAUUAUCUUGGGCGUGGCAAGAGGGCUCCUUUACUUGCAUGAAGAGUGCAUCACACCUAUCAUACAUUGUGACAUAAAGAGUCAAAACAUACUCUUGGAUGACAACCUGGUGGCGAAGAUCUCAGAUUUUGGAAUGGCAAAGCUACUGGGAGCUAAUCAGACACGAACAAACACGGGCAUUAGAGGGACUAGAGGUUUUGUUGCGCCGGAGUGGUUCAAGAGCAUGCCAAUUACGGUGAAGGUUGAUGUGUAUAGCUUUGGAGUGAUGUUGCUAGAGACCAUCUGCUGCAGGAAACACUUGGAGGAGAGUGAGAACGAGGAAGCAGUGGUGCUGGUUUACUGGGCGUAUGAUUGCUACAGAGAGGGGAGAUUGGAUAUCUUGGUUGGAAGUGAGAGAGAAGCGUUGCUUGACAUGAGAAGGGUGGAAAGAUUUGUGAUGGUGGCCAUUUGGUGCAUCCAGGAAGACCCAUCACUCAGGCCUACAAUGCCAAAGGUGGUACUGAUGCUUGAAGGCUCUGUUUCUGUUCCUGUGCCCCCUGAUCCUUCUUCCCUACAUGAGCUCAAUCCAAGAAGAAAGAUUUCUCCCUAGUUAAUGUAUGGACUCUAGAGAAGAUCCAGACUUGUAGGAUAUGAACCAAGUUAUGUUCUAGUGGUCUUGAUCUGUGUGUGAUCCUGUAAAGGUAUUGUACAUCAACUUGUGUUUUUCUUGAGAAAUAAGAUGGACAUGGCACUUUAUUAGAAGAUUUUGGUAUUAGCCAUUUGCAUCAUGCUAUCACACACCAGUGAGUGUUUGUUCUCUAUUAGUAAAUGCAUGAACUCCGGAGAAAAUCUAGGGUUGUAAGGCAUGAAUUAGUUUGCAAUGUACUUGACCUCACCGCAAGAUUCAAGACAAAAUAUGCGUAUGAUACACCACAAAGAUUUUCAACUUUGUCUAUGAAGCAAAAAAGAAUUCAUGGGUUGUGCUUUUCUUGAGAAGUAAUAUAACACAGCACU
Messenger RNA from Dioscorea cayenensis subsp. rotundata (Guinea yam), 2686 nucleotides. RefSeq names its product G-type lectin S-receptor-like serine/threonine-protein kinase LECRK3. Gene Ontology annotation, biological process: protein phosphorylation. The record is from RefSeq and is a predicted model, not a curated record. Lineage: Eukaryota; Viridiplantae; Streptophyta; Magnoliopsida; Dioscoreales; Dioscoreaceae. The transcript has a single exon. Bases 213 to 2282 code for a protein of 689 amino acids. Gene Ontology annotation, molecular function: protein kinase activity; ATP binding.